This is a messenger RNA of Nicotiana tabacum (common tobacco), 930 nucleotides long. Lineage: Eukaryota; Viridiplantae; Streptophyta; Magnoliopsida; Solanales; Solanaceae. The record is from RefSeq and is a predicted model, not a curated record.
GGGUGCCACAUUUGAAAGAGGGGGAUGUUCCACCACAAGGAGGGAGGCCAGGGUGGGCGGCACCACCAAAUCCAAGGAUGGGGCCAUGGAUGACUCUUCUGAAUAAAAUUGCUGAGUCUCAUAAUCUCGUUCCCGAAUUUGAAAUUACUUUUGAAGCUACUCAUCAUGGACCUGUGACAACUAAACCAACAAUGUUCGUCGAGAUAGGUAGCACUGAGGAGUACUGGAAGAGGCAGGAUGCUGCUCGUGUUGUUGCUCUAUUAGUCUGGGAAGGACUUGGACUUGGAGGAGGUCCUCCUGUUGGAAACUGGAGCAGUGCAUCUGCAAAUAACAAAGUCCUUCUAGGGAUUGGUGGAGGACAUUAUGUGCCACGACAUAUGGAUGUGAUAAAGAAGGAUGGUUGUUGGGUCGGCCAACUUCUCUCUGGUUACUCCUUACCAAUGGAAGAUCCUGGUCCAUCAAAAGGUAAAGUAAGCGCGCAAGAUAUUGCCGGGACUUGGAGAGACUCAAUUAGAGCAGCAUAUGAUACUACCAAAACAGGUUUUCCUGGUGGAGAAAUUCUGGCACAUCUUGAUCAGAAGAGUUUCAAGGGCUGGCAGAAGAAUGCGAUUACUGAAUUCUUAGUUGCACAGGACAUUAAAAUUGGCAAGCCUGGUGAUUUCCGCUGAUUGUGAACAACUUUAGCAGUUCUUUUAGGUCCUUAUUACAGGGUGAAGUUGUUAAGGUCAACAACUUCCAUACUUUUUCAUUAGAUGUACUUGUAGAGAAGGUUCCAAAUCAUAAUACAAGCAUAUCGUUCACUAGAAAAGAACCUUGUAUAUCAUGAGGGAAAAAAGAAGGGAAACAAUAUUUGAAUCAAUAUAAGGCAAGUAUAAUGAUCUUUUCACUUCUGUAUUAAACUGAACUUUCGAUGUUGUGCUUUUGGUUUUA